AUGCAGUUUUUCCAGUUUUAUCCAUCAUAUACAUACUCUCUCUCUCUCCUUCAUCAUCCAGGGGCUGGUGUUUUCUUCCUGUCCUGUUCAGAAGGAGAGCAGAUCAGUUUCCUAUUUGACUGCAUUGUCAGGGGCAUCAACCCCACCAGGGCCCCACACGGCCUGCGGCCUAACCUGCCAGCAGAUCCCAGUGCUGACCCAGCUUCAGCAGAGGAACGAAUCAACCUUGAGGCAUCAGUGCUGGAGAAAAGACUGAGCAUGCUGUCUCAGUGCAGUUUAGCGAGCAGCACAGCCUCCACUUACAGUUGCAGUACGUCAGUUGCUGGAGAUGACCACAGCAGCAUUUCCAGCUCUUCCUCCAGUCAAUCAGAUACAAGCUAUGGAAGCAGACUUCCAUUUUGGGCGGAGCCAUUAGGCAGACUGCACCUCUCCAAUGAGACAGCAACAAGCUCUUCCACGCUGAAGGCACUGCUCAGUUCAGAUGACCAGCUUUAUGCUGCUGUUAUGGGAGGCUCCAGGAGUCGUCCCUCAUCCGCUCACCUCCAUCCUCGUGGUCUUCAUGACAGUGGGCGGCAGAGUUCAUUAGACAGCGGAAUUGGGAUAGCGACAGGCAGUCACUCUUCUUACUCGGGGAGUUAUUCCUCAUGUAUGGGGAGUCUGGACAUGGCCAGCCAGGGAGUAGAGGAAGAAUUUGGCUCUUUAGCCAGCCUUCCUGCUGCUGCUGCUCCUUUUCUGUCCUCACCUCCUUCUGCGCCUCCCCCAACUCCUCCUUCUUCUCCUUUUCAGCUCAUGCUCAUCCCAGAGCACAGUUCUGCAGGCAUCACCCCCUCUUCCUGCUCCCGUGCCUCCAGAUCUGCAUUUCAUACAUCUCGUAGGCACAGUGAAGAAUACCAGAUUCCAAGUCUGCUUAGACUGUGGUAUGAUACCCCCAGGAGUCUGCUCCAGGCCCAACCCCUAAAGGAAUCAUUGUCCCAUGGAGCCCCACCUGAGCUCGGCAAGGACAGUAGGAGCAGUGGGGAUGGAGGUGAUGGUCAGGGACAGAGAAGACAGAAGGCUCAGCAUCAGGCCAUGAUGCAGCGCUCACACUCCUGGGGUAGUGAGAGGGCGCCCUCUGUGGAAAGUGAGGGGAGGUCCACACCUAGACCCCUGCUGGUCCCUGAAGAUUUUCUUUUUGCAGAAAAGCAGACUGACGGCUCUCCGCUCAUGGACCUGUCACCUUCUGCACACACACGAGACCCGCCUCCCUGUGUGAGGGGGGAACACCGUGACAGUCGUGAUAUUGGUUCUAAGCUGGCAUGUCUGAAGAAACUGUUGCCAUCUCUGCUCUUGUCUGCCCCUCCACUGCCUCCUGUCAUGACCGUGCACAGACCAACAUCAGCUUGUGGUAUGUUCCAGUCUUCCCACGAGGUUCCUCCGCCUGCAUCCCUGGACAGCGGGCCUCGUAAAAACAGCAGUGUUAAUUAUGUCAACAUCCCUGUUAGCCCUGUCCUGUAUAAAACUAGAGAGCUGCUCUACACAGAGCUGGAACUGCAGAAACCCAGCUCGGCUCCGGUCUCCAGUCCGUGCAGAGGUAACACAGCGCAGCUCUGCAGACUCAAAGAGGGCUCCAUCAGGUACGCCCACCUGGACAUCACUGCCAUGGAAACUGCUCAGAGAGUGGGGGCGGAGCAUGUUCAGGCCAGGGAGGACAGACUGACUCAACUGGAGAACAGGCGGCAAGGGCCACCAGCCUGACUCUGGAACGCCCAACUGGAUGACACUUCAGAAUAGUUUUGACUGCAGAUUCUCUCCAACUCUCUGGAAAAGCUGACAGACUCAAAUGUGGUGGAUGAUCAUACCGGUUAUGUUGUACUUAAAAAACACACCCACAGUUGUGACAGUGUAAUAAAAUUCCCACAGUCCAUUCCACUAUGGGUAAAGCUUUGGGAGCUUUCUUAUGCAGCUUCUGUUUUGUCUUGUCU
Molecule: messenger RNA, 1961 nt
Organism: Archocentrus centrarchus (flier cichlid)
Lineage: Eukaryota; Metazoa; Chordata; Actinopteri; Cichliformes; Cichlidae
Exons: 7
Coding region: 1-1734 (577 amino acids)
Biological process (GO): positive regulation of protein tyrosine kinase activity; neuromuscular junction development
Molecular function (GO): protein kinase binding
Source: RefSeq, a predicted model, not a curated record